CUCCACUUUCUUUUUAUCUACUGCUUUAAGUGGUAGUAAUUAGUAAACCCCAUCCCUCCACUCUUCGUUGGCCCUACUCUCUCUAAUGGAUUUUCUUUGUUCUUCCAAAUGGUCUCGUCUCUUCGUCUUUGUUUGGGUGAUCGUACAGUACAUUCAGCAUUCACAUGCAGAACUCCCCGGCACGUGGGAGCUUCUGGUACCUGACGCAGGUAUAUCCUCUAUGCACACAUCUGUAACCCGCUUCAACACGGUGGUUCUUUUAGACCGGACCAACAUCGGACCAUCACGCAAAAUGCUACCCAAAGGCCGCUGUCGUUUUGACAAAGACGACCCCAUUCUUAAACGCGAUUGCUAUGCUCACUCUGCCGUUCUCGAUCUUCAAACCAACCGAAUUCGCCCCUUAAUGAUCCUCACCGACACUUGGUGCUCAUCCGGUCAGUUUCUACCCGACGGAACUCUGUUACAAACCGGUGGCGAUUUGGACGGGGUAAAAAAGAUCCGGAAGUUCAGCCCGUGUGAAGCAAACGGGCUGUGUGAUUGGGUGGAACUGCAGGACGUUGAGUUAGUUCAUGGUAGGUGGUACGCUACAAACCAAAUAUUACCGGACGGUACGGUGAUAGUUGUUGGAGGUAAAGGAAGUAAUACUGUAGAGUAUUAUCCGCCGAGAAAAGGCGCUGUUUUCUUUCCGUUUCUCGCUGACGUGGAGGAUAAUCAGAUGGAUAAUUUGUACCCUUACGUUCAUCUUCUUCCCAACAGUCACCUUUUUAUCUUCGCCAACAACAAGGCAGUCCUGUACGAUCACGAGACUAAUAAAAUAAUAAAAAAUUAUCCACCGUUAGACGGUGGCCCACGAAAUUAUCCAUCGGCGGGAUCCUCUGCGAUGUUGGCUCUCGAAGGAGACUUCUCGACGGCUGUGAUUGUCAUCUGUGGCGGGGCCCAGUAUGGCGCAUUUAUUGAGAGAAGCACCGACACCCCUGCGCACGGUAGUUGUGGGCGAAUAAUUGCCACGUCGGAUGAACCGGGUUGGGAAAUGGAGGAUAUGCCAUUCGGGCGGAUCAUGGGUGAUAUGGUAAUGCUUCCAACCGGGGAGGUUUUGAUCAUAAAUGGAGCUCAAGCUGGGACUCAAGGGUUUGAAAUGGCAUCCAAUCCAUGUUUGUUUCCGCUUCUUUAUCGACCCGACCAACCACAUGGAUUACGGUUCAUGACUUUGAACCCGGGUACCGUGCCCAGAUUGUACCACUCUACUGCUAACUUGGUACCGGACGGGCGGGUAUUAAUAGCUGGAAGUAACCCACAUUAUUUCUAUAAAUUUAAUGCGGAGUUUCCAACAGAAUUGCGAAUCGAAGCAUUUUCGCCCGAGUAUUUAUCACCGGAUCGGGCAAAUAUCCGACCCGUAAUUGAGGAAAUUCCCGAAACGGUACGUUAUGGUGAGGCUUUUAAUGUGUUUGUAUCGGUUCCGUUGCCAGUGGUGGGGAUUCUGGAGGUCAAUUUGGGAAAUCCACCUUUUUCAACGCAUUCAUUUUCACAAGGCCAAAGAUUAGUCAAACUGACCGUUACUCCAUCUGUACCGGAUGAAAGUGGGAGGUAUAGGGUGGGGUGCACAGCGCCUCCGAACGGGGCAGUUGCUCCCCCUGGUUAUUACAUGGCUUUUGUAGUGAAUCAGGGCGUGCCAAGUGUGGCACGAUGGGUACAUUUAGUGGGUUAAAAUUUAUUAAUUUCGUAUUAAUAAAGAAGGAAUUAAAGAGUAAAUAGAAGCUUCAUAGGUGUGUAAGUGUUGAUAAGGGUAUCUCUUAUGAGAAUGGUUUAUCGUUUUUU
Molecule: messenger RNA, 1815 nt
Organism: Pistacia vera
Lineage: Eukaryota; Viridiplantae; Streptophyta; Magnoliopsida; Sapindales; Anacardiaceae
Product: aldehyde oxidase GLOX
Exons: 1
Coding region: 86-1705 (539 amino acids)
Source: RefSeq, a predicted model, not a curated record